Molecule: messenger RNA, 732 nt
Organism: Eucalyptus grandis
Lineage: Eukaryota; Viridiplantae; Streptophyta; Magnoliopsida; Myrtales; Myrtaceae
Product: MDIS1-interacting receptor like kinase 2-like
Exons: 4
Coding region: 1-732 (243 amino acids)
Biological process (GO): protein phosphorylation
Molecular function (GO): protein kinase activity; ATP binding
Source: RefSeq, a predicted model, not a curated record
AUGGUAACGGAGACGGCUCAAGCGGCUAGACGGAGGCUCGACAGUGGCCCAAGGAUCGCGGGGGACGACGAGACGGUGUGGGACAAGCGGGAUGUGAAUGGGCUAGCACGUGAGGCUCACGGAAAGAAGCUCCAUCGAAUAGCAGAACUAGCACCCAAGACUACUGAAGUCUUUCCCCCAUCAAAGUACGAUGGAAAGAUCUUAUAUGAAGACAUCAUAGAAUCCACCGAGGCAUUUGAUGAGAUUUAUUGUAUUGGAAGGGGAGGCUGUGGAAGUGUCUUCAAGGCCAAAUUAAGAUCAGUGUAUGAGUACUUGGACAGAGGAAGCUUGUCUACGAUCUUGAGCAAUGAAGAAGAAGCUCAAGAGUUGGACCGGAACAAGAGGGUGAAUAUCAUAAAAGGCGUGGCAUAUGUUCUUUCUUAUAUGCAUCGUGAUUGUAACCCUCCAAUCAUUCAUCGAGAUAUUUCAAGUAACAACAUUCUGCUUGAUUCCGAGUACGAGGCGCAUAUUUCUGACUUCGGCAUAGCUAAGCUUCUUAAGCUGGAUACAUCAAACUGGACUUUAGUUGUCGACACAUAUGGUCGUGUAGCUCUAGAGCUUGCUUACACAAUGAAGGUGACAGAGAAAUGUGUUGUGUAUAGCUUUGGAAUAGUGGCCAUCGAGGUGAUCAAAGGAAGACAUCCAGGUGACAACAUUUCGUCUCUAGUAGCUCCAGUCGACGUAGAGAUCUAA